Messenger RNA from Nannospalax galili (Upper Galilee mountains blind mole rat), 1677 nucleotides. It is a transcript of the gene Yju2b, whose product is annotated as coiled-coil domain containing 130. Gene Ontology annotation, cellular component: U2-type spliceosomal complex; post-mRNA release spliceosomal complex. Gene Ontology annotation, biological process: mRNA splicing, via spliceosome. Lineage: Eukaryota; Metazoa; Chordata; Mammalia; Rodentia; Spalacidae. The record is from RefSeq and is a predicted model, not a curated record. The transcript has 10 exons. Bases 314 to 1486 code for a protein of 390 amino acids.
CACAUGCGUCCUCAUCCCACGAGGAGGGCACUACGCUCCUCUGCGGCCCUGGGGCGCACUUCCGGGCGUGACGUCAGCAGAAGGGCAGAAAUAGGAAGAACCAAACUUCCACAGACCAUGUCAUAGGCAGCCUGCAGCCUCUGUCUAGGUCUACAGGAGGGCAGCACCCCACCAAGUGGAUUGAGGAGCUCCACUGGAGGACAGCACCCCACUGCAGAGGAUUGACUGGCUCCACAGGAGGGCAGCACCUGAACUGCUGGAUUCAGUUUCCAGUUACAGCCUUGCUAGCUAGGACCAGUGGGCGGCUCCCAAGAUGGGUGAAAGAAAAGGUGUGAACAAGUACUACCCUCCAGAUUUCAAUCCCGAGAAGCAUGGCUCUCUCAACCGAUAUCACAACAGCCACCCUCUUCGGGAACGGGCUCGGAAGCUGUCACAAGGCAUCCUUGUCAUCCGAUUUGAGAUGCCAUACAACAUUUGGUGUGAUGGUUGCAAGAAUCACAUUGGCAUGGGUGUGCGCUACAAUGCAGAAAAGAAGAAGGUUGGCAAUUAUUACACGACCCCCAUCUACAGGUUCCGAAUGAAAUGCCACCUCUGUGUCAACUACAUCGAGAUGCAAACAGACCCUGCCAACUGCGACUAUGUCAUCGUGAGUGGCGCCCAGCGCAAGGAAGAACGCUGGGACAUGGAGGACAAUGAGCAGGUGCUGACUACAGAGCAUGAGAAGAAAGAGAAACUGGAGACAGAUGCCAUGUUCCGCCUGGAGCACGGCGAGGCUGACCGGAGCGUGAUGAAGAAGGCCCUCCCCACACUCAGCCACAUCCAGGAGGCACAGAAUGCCUGGAAGGACGACUUUGCCCUGAAUAGCAUGCUACGCAGGCGCUUUCGGGAGAAGAAGAAAGCCGUGCAGGAAGAGGAGGAGAGGGACCAGGCACUGCAGGCUAAGGCCAGCCUGUCCAUCCCUCUAGUGCCAGAGUCAGAGGACGACCGCAAGCUGGCCGCCCUGCUCAGAUUCCACACCCUGGACUCCUAUGACGACAAGCAGAAACAGAAGCGGACGGAGAUUAUCAGCCGCUCCUGGUUCCCGUCCACCCAAGGACCUGGUGCACAUGGUAGCAAGGCCACCAGUGUCCUGCAGAAGCUGUCUCAGGUCCGCAGACCACUGCCUCCCAGCGCAGGCACCCCAGGGGACUUGGGCAUAGUGCGGCGGAGGUCCCGAGAAGUACCAGAGAGUCUCCAGCAGGCAGCAGGCAGCUCCAAGCCAGCAGAGCCUAGCCAGCCACAGGGAACCACCCAGGACAAAGCUGUGUCCCCACAGGACGGCCUCCAGGAGACAUCUGACACCCCUGGGACCAGUGGGACACUGGAGCGCAAGGGGAGUUGCAAGGACCAGGCCCUGUCCCCAGUAGGCUCCUCCCCAGAGGACCUACAGCCCAGCAACCUCAGUGCCUCCCUAGUGGCUGACUACUCUGACUCGGAGAGUGACUAAGGAGUCAGGGUUCUAGGUGCAGCUGCUUCCAAGGGCCAUGAUUCACCCAAGACUUCAGGGACAGCAGGCAGCCCUGCUGCCAGCCCUGCCAUCUACUUUGCCUUCCUGCAUAUAUAUUUAUUUGAUCUUGGUGAGGUGUCUGUGCCUUGGGGGAACCCCAGCACCUUGACAUUAAAGCCUUGUUCUUUGUC